UAAAAAAACGACGCCUGACGCCUGUACCGCUGCGUUGGUCGAGUGUGAAAAACGUACAGUGCGCAGCAGGUCCACGGGCACCGGCUAGACCCGACAGCAGCUGUGUGUACGUUCUAUUUUUGUUAAUAUUCGUAUGUCAGACUUCCGAACCGUCGCACGCCGCUCUCGUGACCGACCAAACGGCGAUUAUACACACACAAUAUAAUUACACAAGAAUAGUAUACCAGAUACCGCAAACCGUGUACAAUAUUCUUCGCCGAUAAUUUUGUCGUAUUAUAAUAAUAUUGUUUUAUUCUAUUGUAUUGCGCAAGUUCGUUCCGCGUAUCCGUCUCCGCGUGCGUCCGAUCAGACCGGCUCCACGGAACACUUUGGAUGGCAGUGCACCAUGGGCAAUUCGUCUUCGUCGCACGGCAAACUGCAUAAAUUGCAGUACAAUGGUGCGGCUAGUUCGCGAGACCAUCUGUCGUCGUCAUCGUCUUCUGAGAGAUUCACUUCCGGCCCGCCAUCCGCGCCAGGAAAACCGUACCUUGUGGUCGCAGAUCCGGCGGACGAACCGGAUGUGAUAACAGUCAAGUGGAAACCACCGGCUCGCGACUGCGGUUCGAAAAUCACAGGAUAUAUUGUCGAGCAUCGUCGGACCAUUUCGCCUCAUUGGGUCAAAGCCACGCCGGGAAAAGUUCUACACAAUCAGUUGACGUUGAGUGGCCUCGAACCAGGAUGGCGUUAUCAAUUCAGAGUAAAAGCCAUCAACGCAUUCGGACAAUCGCCACCGAGCAUCGUUUCAGAUCCGGUCACGAUGACUGUUCACAGGACGGCAGUCGUGGCACCGGUUUUCGUUUGUGGAAUAGAAGACCGCGUAGCGUUAGAAAACGAUCAGGUAAAAUUCGAAGUGGAGUUUGAGGGCACGCCGACGCCGAAAAUCAGUUGGUACAAAGAUGGAUUUGAACUGUUCAGCAAUAGACGACAAAGGGUGAACACUGAUAAUGGCAUGAGUACAUUAUACAUCCAUCAGGCUGAGUAUUCGGACGAAGGAGAAAUAAAAUGUUCAGCUACAAACAGAGCUGGUCACGCUAUAACUAAGGCUAGAUUGAGACUCGAAGCACCACCCAUGGUUCGUUUACCACAAGACUAUGAAGAUGGCUUACUCUUAGAACAAAAUGAACCAAUGAGAUUAAAAGUAUCAGUUUCCGGGCGCCCGUUACCACAAGUUACUUGGAUUCACGAUGGCGAAGAAAUACGGGGUGGUGAUAGGUUUGAAGUAAUUCAUACAGAUAAAUAUGCCGCUUUAAAAUUAGCAUGUGUUAAGAGAUCAGAUAGAGGGUGCUAUCAAAUUCAAGCAGUAAACCCGUUGGGUGAACAUAUGGCUUCAUUUUUGGUUACUGUAACGGAUAGACCUUCACAGCCAGGUAAAGUGCAUGUAUCAAAAACGUCAGGUAAAUCUGUAACACUCUCCUGGAAGCCACCAGAAGAUGACGGAGGCUGUAAAAUUGGAAAUUAUAUAAUUGAGUAUAAUAGAGUUGGAUGGGAUAUGUGGUUAAAAGCGUCAACCAGUAGACAACUUACAGCAGAUCUUGACGAUUUACUCGAAGGUUCAGAGUACAGAUUUCGAGUAAAAGCAGAAAAUCCAUAUGGUAUGAGUCUACCGAGCGAAGUUUCUGAACCAAUAUUCUUACCAGAUAUCAAACGAGGUAUAUACAAGCCAGUUGACAAAGUACCUCUUUUGUUCGAAGAUGAAGAAAAGUUAAUAAAAAUUCAAGAAACGGAAAUGUUAGAAAAUUUUGGUCGUAAAUCGAAAUCUCCGGAACCGUUGUCUAAAGCGAGGAAAUUAAGCGUAGAUGAGGUUUCGCCUCCUGUACCAAAGAGACGGAAAAAAAAGUCAAAGACUGAUUUAAAUAACUCAGAGGUGGAUAUUUAUAAAUCUUUUAGUUUUUUAGACAAAUCUAUUGAGACAUUUCAACAACCAAUUGAACAAAAGGACCAUUGGGGUUUACCUCCUGGGUUAAAGACAAAUAAUGGUAGGAUAAGUAAUGAAGAUUUAAUGAACUCUCAAACAAAAUCAAUGAAUUGUAAAAUAAAAAGAAAUUCAACAGACUCUCUUUCACAAUUAAAUUUCGAACGAGGGUCAGCUCCACCCAUUUCAUUAUCAUCUCCAGAAUUAGGCGCAGAGUUUGAAGGUUUUGAAGAACAGAUAAGGAACUCUUACAGUUCUAGUGAACUUCUCUAUGAACGGAACUUAAAUAGGUUCAAUGGUUAUUCAGAAAAUGAAAAUUUGUCAUCCGAAGCUCAAAAAAUUGCGAUUUAUGCUAUGGAUAGGAAAAAUAGUUUAAGGCGAUCGCCUAUCACUAGAAGAUCAAAUGAUGGUUCCGAAGAAAAAUCAAUUUUUAGUGAUUCAGAUUCAGUUCAUAGUGUCAUCGAUAUUUCUAAAAAAUUAAAUGCAAGUAGUUUUAUGUCAUUAGCGAACAGUAUAGAAGAAGAAAUCUCAGAAAACAUUAAAGAAACAAUUGACGAUGACGAAACGGAACAGUCUACUUCGUUAUCUGGUGUAGAAUCUGAAAUGUCAGUAGAAUCAGACGAUGAUUAUAGUAUGUCAGACAGGUCGGAAGAAAAGUUUACCAACUUUGGAAGUGGAAAACGAGCGUUAGAACACAAUACGUCGAGCGCCUUCUUUUCAACAGUAUAUUAUGACGAUGAUUACAUGUCAGAUCAGAAACUAUCGGACAAGGAACGAUCAAAAUCACCUGCCCAACGGGUAGAAAAUGUCGACGAAGAACCAUCGACUUCGGCUACCAAAAGUUCUGAAAAUUUCGAUCGAAGACUGUCGCUGACGAAGUCAACACCGCAGUCCGCAGAAGAGACGUCGGAACAGUCUGACUCGAUGUCUCAAGACUCAUUAAAUUAUUCUAAUGGGUCGGUUGAUAGCAAUGAAUACUCUCGACCGGACGAGAACAAAUCGGACACAGCUGAGAUAACCACGAUAGAGACACUAGUGGAUAGUACUUAUAGACCAAGAGACGGGAUCCCCAAGUACGUAAUGUUACCAAAUCCAUUCUACAAGGAAAAUUAUGCUGUGUCUGAGAAUACAGACAUGGUGAAGUUUAGAUUAUCGUCAGAUACAACCGGUAUCGUACCACCCGAAAUACCGAAAAGGGAACUUGGCAUUGGUAGUGGUAUCAGACAGACGCUUCCAGUCAUUACAGUCACGGAGAUGAACGAUUGUAGCCCCAAGUCUGUGCUAAAGAAGAUUUUCAUACCACCGUUUUUAAGCAAACAAUCAAACGGGCCUGACCGUGAUAAAUAUGAUGACCACGUGUCUCGGAAGAAGUCUCCGAUGCGAGAUUCGAAAAAUGUCUGUGCAGCCAGUAACGGAGGAGAUACGAUUCAAAUUCCAGUCACUACUGCCGAUACUGGUACCGAAGACAACUCUGACUGUUGCACUGACUCUGAUGCCACUGCUGCCGCCGAAAUGAUUGCGGUUAGACAUUACGGUGACAUUGUAGAACAGUACAGUGGAGUGAGUAGGAAACCUGCAGCCAAAACAUAUUUGGACUUCGAACAGUUGAAAAUGGCUGCUGCCAUAGAAAAUUGUGACGAACCAGUCGUUACAUUUGAAGCUGGGUUGCGAGACAACUAUGAAGACGAUAACGACAACGACAUCGACGAAGAUUGUGCGAAUGAUGAAUACUUUGACGAUACCGGUGAUUUUUCAUUGGCUACAAUGUCCGAACAACCGGAAGUCAUUGAAAAUCCGGCGACGUCCAUAGAAUGGCUGUCGGCCGUUGUGCUACAUCAGCCGAAUGUGCCCGAGCCCAACGCGAUUCCGUAUUUGAAGAUAUUCGGCAACCUGUCAUUGGCCUUGUUCGGCUAUUGGCUAUACAUGUGUAAGGACGAGAAAUUGUCCGUACCGGUUUUUGGUUUUUUGUUAUUCAGAUUCUUCAAGACACAAAUCUGGGACAGGAUUUGAUUUUAUGUUGAUUUUUGUAUAUAUAUAAAUAUAUAUAUACAUUGAACUUUGAACUUUCAUAGGCCGAGAUAUACACACGGCUCUGAUAAGUGCUAUAUGGAAAAAGACAACGUUCCAUAAUAUGCUAUAUGUCCAUAAUGUUUAAAAUUUAAACAUGUUUAAUCUCAAUAUUUAUAUUAUUUUAUUGUUAAUUA
This is a messenger RNA of Melanaphis sacchari, 4155 nucleotides long. RefSeq names its product muscle M-line assembly protein unc-89 (gene MnM). Lineage: Eukaryota; Metazoa; Arthropoda; Insecta; Hemiptera; Aphididae. Gene Ontology annotation, molecular function: protein binding. The transcript is spliced from 10 exons. The record is from RefSeq and is a predicted model, not a curated record. The coding region runs from base 386 to 3961 and encodes 1191 amino acids.